UGCUCCCACCCCCUCCCCUUCUCACAAGCUGUCCCCUCCCUGGUGGUGACCGCGGCCCGACCCUCUGCAAAGCGAUGGCCCGGGUCCCGAGCGCAGGCUAGCGUGCCUGGGUGCCUUGCCAUGGGCUGUAUUGGCUCUCGGCGCUCAGCCGGUCAGGCAUUUCUGAGGACCACCAACUGGCUGAGGCCCAGGGACAGAGACGUCUGCUCCAGCUAAAAGUGGCUUCGGACCCUGCCUGGGCUGUGGAGUGGAUCGAACUCCCUCGAGGUCUCUCUCUGUCCUCCCUGGGAUCUGCUCGGACUCUCCGAGGCUGGAGCCGGUCCCCCCGUCCUUCUUCUGUGGACAGCCAGGACUUGCCAGAGGUGAAUGUUGGAGACACAGUCGCGAUGCUGCCCAAGUCCCGGAGAGCUCUAACCAUCCAGGAGAUCGCUGCACUGGCCAGAUCGUCCCUGCAUGGUAUUUCCCAGGUAGUGAAGGACCACGUGACCAAGCCCACAGCCAUGGCCCAGGGCCGUGUGGCUCACCUUAUCGAAUGGAAGGGCUGGAGCAAGCCUAGUGACUCACCGGCUGCUCUGGAAUCAGCCUUUUCCUCCUAUUCAGACCUCAGUGAGGGUGAACAAGAGGCUCGCUUUGCAGCAGGAGUGGCCGAACAGUUUGCUAUUGCAGAAGCCAAGCUCCGGGCAUGGUCUUCAGUGGAUGGUGAUGAUUCUACCGAUGAAUCUUACGACGAGGACUUUCCUGGGGGAAUUGACACAGACGUGGCUGGGCCUCUGGGGUGCCACCUCCAGGACCUCUUCACAGGUCGUCGAUUCUCCCGGCCCGUGCGCCAGGGCUCUGUGGAGCCAGAGAGCGACUGUUCACAGACCGUGUCCCCAGAUACCCUGUGCUCUAGUCUGUGCAGCCUGGAGGAUGGGUUACUGGGCUCCCCAGCCAGGAUGACCUCCCAGAUGUUGGGUGAAGAGCUGCUCCUUGCCAGGCUGCCCCCCAGCCGGGAAAGUGCCUUCCGCAGCCUGGGUCCUUUGGAGGCCCAGGACUCCCUUUACAACUCACCGCUCUCAGAAUCCUGCCUUUCCCCUGCCGAGGAGGAGGAGCCUGAUUCCUGCAAGGACUGCCAGCUGCUCUGCCCGCUGCCCACAGGGAGCUGGGAAAGGCAGCAGCAAGUCUCUGAUGUGGCCUCUUCUGGGGUGGUAUCCUUAGAUGAGGAUGAGGUGGACCAGUGAUCCAGACAUGCCCGGUGGGGGCAUGUUUCCCCGGGCUGCUGCCUGGGGCGGAGCCUCUGUGGCCAAAUGUGGGCUCUGAAGCUUUCGAGGGCUUCUGGGAGCACUCACUUCUCCAUUGUGUGUUUUGCAUGAAAGUGUUUGGAGAGGAGGCAGGGGCCAGGCUAGGGGCGCAUGUCCUGCUUCCACUCAUGGGGUUUGCCGGGGCUUGCCCGGGGCCCCUGGGGCAUGGCUACAGCUGUGGCAGACAGUGACGUUCAUGUUUCCUGAAUCCAAAAUGCCACAUUUCCUCCUGGGAUUUGACCCCGAGAGGGUUGUGGCUGGGCUGAGGAGGUGGAAAUGGAGGAAGCCUGGCCACACACCUUCCCCCCUCCCCCAUACCCCUCUCCUCUGCUUUUCUCUUCACCGGAGUCCAUGUGCGGCGUGUGACUGAACCACCUCCACCUGUGGGGCUGGCUCAUGCCCUCCCGGAGUCUACAGAUUGAGCCAUCCCCUAAGGGUCCCCUUUGCCCAGCUGGGCUCUGCUGUGCUUCACCUCUCCAUUGUCUCUAAACCUUUUUUUUUUCCCCUAAAGACAGGGGGUUUCUGGUCUGUUCUUUGAGCCGAUCUUCUUUGGGAGGCACUGGAAAAGAUGAAAGAGUGUGCCCUUGCCCCCUUCACUGCCCCCCCUUCCCUCCACCCUGGCCCUUUCCCAGCAUGGCAAGAUUGUGUGGGCACAUGCAGAGUCUCAGUAGGGCGGAACUGGAAAAAGUAAGGGCUCUGCUUGUUACAGAGCUGGGAGGGCCUUGUCCUUUCUUCGGGGACCACAAGGGGGCAACCCGGGUAGCCAGAUUUGUGCCAAUGAAUGGACAGUCAUGAGAGAGUAGCUGUCCUUGGGGGAGGAAAGAGGGUAGUGCUUUUCUUGGCUGAAUGGAAGGCUGUAGCCACAGUGAUAGGGGGCCCUGUCCCAGGCAGGGCGUUGCUGAUCAGCCAGUGGAAGCCCCUGGCAGAUCCGAUAUUCCGAGACACUGGGGUUGGUAAGUGGCUGCAGAAUGAAUCUCAGAGGCUUGGGCAACAGGUAAGAGGAUCCAAGGUGAAAAUAUGAGCCAACAGCACAAGUGUUCUAUACAUGAGUGGCUAAUUAGGUGUUUAUUCUAUUUAUUGUUUUAUUAAAUUAAUAUAAAAAUCUUUGUAAAUUUCUA
Messenger RNA from Mus pahari (shrew mouse), 2398 nucleotides. RefSeq names its product family with sequence similarity 131 member A (gene Fam131a). NCBI's taxonomy places the organism in Eukaryota, Metazoa, Chordata, Mammalia, Rodentia, Muridae. The transcript has 7 exons. The coding region runs from base 387 to 1220 and encodes 277 amino acids. The record is from RefSeq and is a predicted model, not a curated record.